This is a messenger RNA of Candidozyma haemuli, 1344 nucleotides long. Its product is annotated as cleavage polyadenylation factor subunit. NCBI's taxonomy places the organism in Eukaryota, Fungi, Ascomycota, Pichiomycetes, Serinales, Metschnikowiaceae. The record is from RefSeq and is a predicted model, not a curated record. Gene Ontology annotation, cellular component: nucleus; mRNA cleavage factor complex. Gene Ontology annotation, biological process: tRNA splicing, via endonucleolytic cleavage and ligation. Bases 1 to 1344 code for a protein of 447 amino acids. The transcript is spliced from 2 exons. Gene Ontology annotation, molecular function: polynucleotide 5'-hydroxyl-kinase activity.
AUGUCAAUUCCAGGGUUUGCAGGGAAUAUAGAUCCAAACCAGCCUGGUGCUGAGAACCAGGUCACCGAAAUCAAGGUUCCUGCGCUUUCUGAAUGGCGUUUUGAGGUGCCUUUCAAGUGUAUCAUGAAACUUAAGGUAACCGAAGGCAUAGCUGAAAUCUUUGGCACAGAGCUUCCGUCUGGCGUCGAUAUACGGCUUACGGGUGUGAAAUAUGCUGUUUAUGCUCCUACACAAGGCUGUACACUUGAGUACACUUUGACUCCCAAUAAGGAAAACAUCAACAUCUCCAAUGAGAGUUCCAAUAUCAGUGAAUACACUUCAGACGAACUGGCAAUGCCACACCACCAGAACCUUCAUUUUGCUCUUGAGCUUUUGCGUCAGGAGGCUGCUGCCGUGGAGCUGAAAAAGGGACCCAAGGUGCUUAUAUUGGGUAACAAGCAGAGUGGGAAGACUGCUUUGGCUAAGACCCUCGUUUCGUAUGCUGUGAAAAUGGACCACAUGCCACUUUUGGUGAACUUGAACCCUCAGGAUGGUGUAUUUUCCGUGCCUGGCUCACUCACAGCCACGCCGAUUUCUGAUAAUCUAGAUUUGGAAAGUGCUGGUGGAUGGGGUGGUUCUACGACCCUGGGAGCUACGUUCCAUAACCCCAAGCAGCCGCUUGUUAAAAGUUAUGGAUACGAUAAUAUCGAAGAGAAUUUGGAGUUGUUUAAGUACCAGGUAUCGCAAUUGGGAGUGGCUGCGCUUUCUAGAAUGGAGGCUGAUAAGGCGAUCAGAACAAGUGGAUUCGUCAUUGACACUCCUCCGUUGAACAUCAAGGAUGUUACGGUCAUUGAGAACAUCCUUUCUGAUUUUGAGAUUGAUCUUGUGGUUGUUGUGGGUAAUGAGAGACUUACUGUCGAUUUGAAGAGGAAGUUCCACCACAGAAUUGAAAAGAACCUGCUUGAUAUUAUCAAGAUCCCACCAUCGGGAGGUGUCGCUGAAGUUGACGACUCUUUCAUCAGAAAGCUCCAGGAAGACACUAUCAAAGAGUACUUCAACGGUAACUACAAGACGAGGUUGUCGCCUUACAAAACGGACGUCGACCUUACAACUUUCCAGGUUUACAAGAUCGUCAAGCUCUCAGAGUUCAAUUCCCAAAUGGCAUUCUUGCCUUCUGGUGAUGAUUACGCUCCAGAAGAGACUGGUGAGUCUGAUACAAAGAAGGAAGAGAGUUCGUUAGACAAGUUCUACGCCAAGCUUGAGGACCCACUGAGUUCCAACUUGGAAAAUUCUAUUGUCGCUAUAACCAACGUACCAAUCCCACCGGCAACCGUAUUCUUGGGUACGCACAUGUUUCCCGAGUAG